AUUUAUUUGAAUAACAUUCUAAUUCUCUAGUGCAGACCAUCAUUUCUCUCCAUGGUCAAGAAGACAGUCUUGAAGGUUGAUAUCAAUUGUCUCAAAUGCAAAAAGAAGCUCCUCAAAGCUGUCUCUUCGCUUCAAGGGAUUGAUAAAGUUGAAAUUGAUGAAGGGAAGGGUAUGUUGACCGUGACAGGGGAUGCAGACCCAUAUGAUAUAAUAGUUCGCAUAAGGAAAGCUGGGAAAUUUGCUGAAGUUGUGAGUAUUGGGCCUCCACCUGCCCCACCAAAACAGGAACCUCAGAAGCAGGAAGCCCAAAAGAAACCCGAAGAGAAGAAAAAGCCCGAAGAAAACAAAAAGCCCGACCCAGUGAAUUUGGAUCAAAUAUCUCAUGUGCCCUAUAUGCAGAUGCCCCAUUACUACCCACCUUACCAGCCAGUUGCUGUGGUGCAUAUGAGUAGGUGGGAUGAGCCCAACCCAUCUUGCACUAUAUUGUGAAGAUGUUUAGGCCAAAAAUAAUAUCUGUGAUUUUUUUUCCUUAAUUUAUAGGUUGAAGAAAGUAUUCGUAAAGACGGGGUUAAUCCCAUGGCAGAACCACCUGAAGUAUAUGACCCUGAGAAAACGAUCAAUGCUGAUUGCUAUGUGUCAACUCUCCA
Messenger RNA from Lotus japonicus, 647 nucleotides. Its product is annotated as heavy metal-associated isoprenylated plant protein 43-like. Gene Ontology annotation, molecular function: metal ion binding. The record is from RefSeq and is a predicted model, not a curated record. Bases 52 to 489 code for a protein of 145 amino acids. The transcript is spliced from 2 exons. NCBI's taxonomy places the organism in Eukaryota, Viridiplantae, Streptophyta, Magnoliopsida, Fabales, Fabaceae.